AUGUCCGAAGUUGUGACCGAUCCCCAAGAACAGUUUGAGUGGAUAACUAAAAACCUCCAGGAGGUGCUCAAUUCGCAGAUCAUCAAGCAGGUCCUGGAAGAGGAGAAGCGGCCGCUGAAAGUCUACUGGGGAACCGCUCCCACAGGAAAACCUCACUGUGGCUACUUUGUUCCUAUGACCAAGCUGGCCCAUUUCCUCAAGGCCGGCUGCGAGGUCACCGUGCUGCUGGCCGACCUGCACGCCUUCCUGGACAACAUGAAGGCUCCUUUGGAGGUGGUCAGCUACAGAGCCAAGUACUACGAGUAUGUGGUGAAGAGCAUCCUGAAAUCCAUUAAUGUGCCAAUUGAAAAACUGCGUUUUGUGACCGGCUCGGAGUACCAGCUGAAGCCGGAGUACACGAUGGACCUGUUCAAGCUGUCGAACUUUGUGACGACGCACGACGCCAAGAGAGCCGGCGCCGAGGUCGUCAAACAGGUCGAGAAUCCGCUGCUCUCUGGUCUGAUCUACCCGUUGAUGCAGGCGUUGGACGAGGAGCAUUUGGGCUGCGACGCCCAGUUCGGCGGAGUGGACCAGAGAAAGAUCUUCACGCUGGCUGAGGAGAACCUGACGUCGCUGGGCUACAAGAAAAGAGCGCAUUUGAUGAACCCUAUGGUGCCUGGUCUUGGACAGGGCGGCAAGAUGUCUGCGUCGGACCCCAACUCGAAGAUCGACGUUCUGGACGAGCCGAAGGUGGUCAAGAAGAAGAUCGGCGCCGCGUUCUGUGCGCCGGGCAACGUCGAGCAGAACGGCCUGCUGUCGUUUGUGGAGUACGUGCUUGGUCCGAUUUACGAGCUCAAAAACGGCAAAGAUAAAUUCAGGUUCCACGUCCAGAGACCAGAAAAAUAUGGCGGAGAUAUCACCUACAACACGUUUGAGGAGCUCAAGCAGGCAUUCAAGGACGAGCAGCUGAGUCCCGUCGACCUCAAGGCGGGUGUUGCCGACGCCAUCAACGAGCUGCUGGCCCCGAUCAUCAAGGACUUCAGCGAGUCGUCAGAGUUCCAGGAGGCCCAGCAGAAGGGCUAUCCUGCUCCAGUCCAGGAGAAGAAAAAAACGAAGAAGGUGAAGGACAGGGGCUCCAAGUACCCUGGAGCCAAGAGCGACGAGAAGAGCGACGAGAAGGUGGCCGAGACGGCCCAGAAGCUCGAGCAGACGGCUCUGCAGUAG
This is a messenger RNA of Ogataea angusta, 1203 nucleotides long. RefSeq lists its product as uncharacterized. The transcript has a single exon. Lineage: Eukaryota; Fungi; Ascomycota; Pichiomycetes; Pichiales; Pichiaceae. The coding region runs from base 1 to 1203 and encodes 400 amino acids. The record is from RefSeq and is a predicted model, not a curated record. Gene Ontology annotation, biological process: tyrosyl-tRNA aminoacylation. Gene Ontology annotation, molecular function: tyrosine-tRNA ligase activity; ATP binding.